AUGAAGGAAUACAUGAAGAAAAGGUCGAACACCGAAUUUAAAACAAAAGAAAGCGAGAGAAAUAAGUCAUAUAAUAAGAAAUACAAAAACUCGAAUUUUGAGAAAAUUAAGGAAUCUUGGAAAAAAGCCAGUGCAACAUACAGACAAUCAAAUCGUGAAAAAGUAAAAGAGAGUUUUAAGACAGCCACUGCAACAUACAGGCAAUCAAAUCCUGAAAAAGUAAAAGAAUCCAAUAAAACAGCCACUGCAACAUACAGGCAAUCAAAUCCUGAAAAAGUAAAAGAGACUUUUAAGACAACCACUGCAACAUACAGACAAUCGAAUCGUGAAAAAGUAAAAGAAUCGAAUAAAACAGCCACUGCAACAUACAGAAAAUUAAAUCUUAAAAAGCUCACAGAAUCGUCAAAAUUGUCAAAUAUUAUGUACAAGCAGAACUAUUUGGAAGAGUUAAAGACACUCAAAAAAGGCAAUAUAUUAAAAGAAAGUUAG
Paramuricea clavata is the source of this 489-nucleotide messenger RNA. Lineage: Eukaryota; Metazoa; Cnidaria; Anthozoa; Malacalcyonacea; Plexauridae. The record is from the annotation of a GenBank genome assembly.